This is a messenger RNA of Erigeron canadensis, 1416 nucleotides long. RefSeq lists its product as uncharacterized. The transcript has 10 exons. The record is from RefSeq and is a predicted model, not a curated record. The coding region runs from base 1 to 1416 and encodes 471 amino acids. Gene Ontology annotation, cellular component: plasma membrane. NCBI's taxonomy places the organism in Eukaryota, Viridiplantae, Streptophyta, Magnoliopsida, Asterales, Asteraceae.
AUGGCGGCAUACGCGUUGCACGUGACCCAUCCUUAUAUAUCCGGGUUAGAUAGUACCCCUUUUCGGGUACUAGCUAGUGUUGAGCCACCACGGCUAAAUGUUAAGGAUUCUCAGACGCCUAGUGAGUCACCGCCAUUGGAUUCUCAACCCGUUCUGCCCCUAAUCGCGCCUUCACCUUUGAUGCCAUAUAUCAAUGUUGGGGUGCCAAUUUUAUCGGGAAAGUGCCCAUUGAACUUUUCAAAUGCCGAAAAUGUGUUAACCACAACAGCAAUAGAUUGUUGGGGUUCCCUAGCUCCAUAUCUAGCGAACGUAGUAUGUUGUCCUCAGCUAGAUGCAACAAUAAAGAUCCUUGUAGGCCAAUAUAGUGUCUCUUCUGGGACUCUUGGGAUUAACGAAACUCACGCCAAGGAUUGCCUCGCAGACAUAUCACAAAUUUUAGAAGCCCAAGGUUCCAACGAAAACCUUCUAAAAAUAUGCAAAAUCCAUCCAUCAAGCAUAACCCGGGCUUCUUGCCCUGUAGUAAAUGUUACUGAAAUUGAAAAAACCAUUAACAUCCCUAAAAUUAUUAAAUCGUGUGAAAAGAUUGAUCCUGUGGAAGAAUGUCGCCAUAAAGUUUGUCAGAGUUCCAUAAUGGAUGCUGCUGUGAAGAUUGCUUCAAAAAAUCUAGAUAUGCCGGAUAUGGUUGGUGCUUCUAUACCAAAUGUUCGACUUGCUAUGAUUGACGAUUGUAAGAAGAUUGUGCUUCGAUGGCUGGCAAGUAAACUUGAUCCCACUUCUGCAAGUUUAGCAUUAAGAGGAAUAUCUAGUUGCAGGGUCAACAAAGUUUGUCCGCUUGUCUUUCCUGACGUGAGGAAUGUUUCGAAAGAAUGUGGAAAUAUAGUUGGUAAUCAGAAGGCAUGUUGUGAGGCCAUGGGGAGCUACAUUACUCUAUUGCAAGAACAAAGCUUCAUUACAAACUUGCAAGCCUUCACUUGUGCUGCUUCUCUUGGAGCAAAUUUGCAAAAAGCUAAUGUCACCGCCAAUUUAUAUGACAUUUGUCGCAUAAAACUCAAAGAUUUCUCUCUCCAAGUUGGAUCACAAGACUCGGGCUGCCUAUUUCCAAGCUUGCCUAUUGACGUGAUAUAUGAUGAAAGUUCUGGGAUCGGCUUCAAAUGUGACCUUAAUGACAAUGUUGCAGCUCCAUGGCCUUCAGCUAACGCUUAUUCUCCCGCUCCUUCUACUGAUAUAAGCACAGAGCUGCCAGCACUUCCUAAAGCCGCAUCUGAUCAGAGGGGGCUGCGGAGUACUCUUUUCAUUUCAACUUUAUUGAUAGUAAUUUUGUUUUUAAUUUUAUUAAACCUCAAAUCAUGGAACCUGCGUAAUGUGGUGAUAAUAACGGGAAGUACUGGAGUUGGUGACCAGCGAUGUGUUUAUUAA